This is a messenger RNA of Xiphias gladius (swordfish), 3937 nucleotides long. It is a transcript of the gene dcp1b, whose product is annotated as decapping mRNA 1B. The transcript has 11 exons. Gene Ontology annotation, cellular component: P-body. Gene Ontology annotation, molecular function: enzyme activator activity; mRNA binding. The record is from RefSeq and is a predicted model, not a curated record. The coding region runs from base 243 to 2339 and encodes 698 amino acids. Gene Ontology annotation, biological process: deadenylation-dependent decapping of nuclear-transcribed mRNA; positive regulation of catalytic activity; deadenylation-independent decapping of nuclear-transcribed mRNA. Lineage: Eukaryota; Metazoa; Chordata; Actinopteri; Istiophoriformes; Xiphiidae.
UACGUCUGAUUGUUUACAAUCUUUGGUUAAACAUGGCCGUUAAUACACUCAAUCAUAGCAGUUAGAGGUCAAUAACUCUUGAACUUUUUAAAUUUACAAUUGUUGAAUAGCAAAACGGUUUACUGUAUAAUUGCUGUUUCAAUUGUCUUUUUACCCUGUCGCUGAUUUGGUUUUUAUCUCAUCUUCCUGUGACUCGUUAGCCGCUCAAGCUAGGUAGCGAGCUAACUUCUCCAUAGGGAACAAUGACAGCGACUUCUGCAGGUAGCAGUAACUGCCUUGCCGCUAAAGGACUGGACAUAAGUCUGGCUGCUCUGCAGCGACAAGACCCAUACAUCAACAACAUCGUGGACGUGGCCAGUCAGGUCGCUCUGUAUACUUACAACAACAGGGCAAAUGAGUGGGAGAAGACUGAAGUGGAAGGCACCCUUUUUAUCUACACAAGGCUGGCAUCUCCCAGACAUGGCUUCACCAUAAUGAACAGACUCAGCAUGGAGAACUUGACAGAGCCAAUCACCAAAGACCUGGACUUCCAGCUCCAGGACCCCUUCCUGCUGUACCGCAAUGCGCGAUUGGUUAUCCAUGGGAUUUGGUUCUAUGAUAAGGAGGAUUGUCAACGCAUUGCUCAGAGGAUGAAUAUUUUGACCCAGCAGGAGCAGGUCCUGGCUCAGUCUCAGGGUGGUUGGUUGUCCCCAGCAGGAGGAGGAGGAGGAGGAGGAGGUGGAGGAGGAGGAGGAGGAGGAAGAGGAAGAGGAAGAGGACAAGGUGGUGAUGGUGGUGGUGGGGGUAGUGGUGGUGGAAGUGGAAGUCAAGGGAAGGCGGUAGACAUCAUCCAGAUGCUGACCAAAGCACGCACAGAGUAUGACAAGGAGAAGUCUACUUCAGAGCCAAAGGAGAUUGGUGGCAGCAGUGUUCUGUAUGGAAACCCCAACCUGAUCAAACCAAUACCUGUGAAACCGAACACUCAGGACAGUGAAGGUGCUGAACCCAAGUCUCUCUCUCUGGCCACUCUGUUUGGCUCUCAACAUCAACAUCACCACUCCUCCAAGCCUGACCCCGUCUCUCCUGUGGCUUUGCCCGCGACGGGGCCUGCAGCAGCAGGGAAAGUCGCUCGCCCACCUGUAGCCCGCGCACUGAUCUACGACGAUACAGUGAACUCUGGCAGGGGUGUGAUCUCCAAGGGAGGUCAUGCUGCCCUGGCUGGGUGUUCAGAUGGAGGGAUCAGGGCUGUGGUCGGGGAAGAUGGUGGAAAUGUUGUCGCGGGCUUGCUGCCGAGUCCCACCACCGCUCAUCAUCAGCAGCAGAAACAGCCGCAGCACUGCCCAGCCAUCCAGAAGCUCAUGCAGGGACAGAGAGGGGUCGGAGGGGUGCUUCAGACCGUGUCUGAGUCCCCUGAGAACAGGCUGUGCGACAACGGGGCGCCACUGGAGCAUCACCACCACCACCACCAUCCUUACCAUCAUCAUCAGCAGCACCACCAUCAUCACCAUCAACAGCAACAGCUUCAACCCGACCCCAUCAAAAGACUUUUCCAAACGCAGCCACCUCCUCCCCCCUCCACCUCCUUCUCUUCCGCUGCUCCCCCUUGUUGCUCCAACCACCCUCCUCUGCAGCAGAACCCCCACCUCUCUUCCCAGCCCAUAAUGGUGGAUUCUCUGUCGUGUUCCCACCUUCAAGCGCAACAAAGCCAGCAGCUGUUUUUCAGCCUUUCUAAGCCUCAACCAGAAGCCCAGCACAACAGCCAGUCAGCUUCAACUCUGCAGGGAGCAGGUUUGUUGCCAUCUCAGGUGACCAAUGACCAAGUCAUUCAACCUUCACAAGGCGUGUCUUUCCAGAUGCCAGGUGUGGUGUCUCCUCACGAGCUCCUCCAAAAGCUCCAGCUGGUCCAGCAGGAACAGAGCCUGGCUUCCAGUGAUCCCCCUCGACUCUGUCCAGGACUGGCCCCUCGGUUCCUAGGAGCGACUCAAAGUCAAAGUGCAGGCUCAGUUGAAGGCCAAGGGCUAAAUCCGAUUGCAGCCACUGCUGGUCAAAAGGCUGCACUGCAGUUUCAGGUCAUCUCUCCCCAGCGAAUACCAGCCACUGUGGCCCCCACCCUGCUCCUCUCCCCCAGUGUUUUCACUCAGGCAAAGCCUAGCGGCGGGUUGUCAGUAGUUGCCCAGGAGAACUGCCCUGCCCCCUCAACCCUGCCCAGACCCCCACUGCAGGAGGAGGUCAGAGUUCUGUCCAGAAGCCAGCUCCAAGCCACACUGCUGCAUCUGAUCCAGACUGACCGCUCAUUCCUGGACACCAUCUAUGAAGCCUACAUCAGCCACUUUGCUAACGACUCCAGCAGGAAGUACUAAUGACUCCUCACACCCGCUGUCUAUACAUACACCCUGUCCAGAGCAGUGAGGCUCAUUCUCACACCUAAUACGGAUUUUCUACUUCCUAUCCGAGACCGCACACCAGUCGCGCACACACUCGCUGUAUCUCCUCCGCACUGUAUAGCCAGUCAAACUGACUCUCUUCACUCCAAACCAAGUCUCUCUAAUUACAUCAAAAAGCAGUUAUCAAAAAUUAUAAUUGUGCUUGUUUCCAUAUCAGAAAAAUGAAACCCAUUCAUUAUAUGACUCCUCUAAAAAAAGAAAUGAUCUCAAUCUGAGGACCAGUAAUUUUUGGUACAAAUGUGACAUAACCAUACAGUCUUGACCUCAGCUGUAGUUCAGUGGAAAAUGUAGCCAAUACUGUAGUUCACUCUCAACUUCACAAUUUUCCCAAGGCAUCUUCACCGAGUGUAGCAGAAUGUAUCUUUUAUUUUAUUUUAUUUUGUUUUGUUUUAUCUUGUCAUAAUCUGCAGUCUGUACAGCAUCAACACCAGCCAGCCCUCUGGGUUUUAACCAACAAGUCUUCCUAGUCUAAAAACUUGUGCUGAGGAGUAUGCUCAAACUGACUCGAAACUGACUUCACUUAUAAAAUGAUAUUUAAAGUAUGUUAAACGUGUUUUUUUUUUCUGUACAUUUGUACGUAUGUUUAAACACCAUCAGUUUUUCUUGGAUUUGAAUUUACAAUUCUUUUAAAUUAAGUUCUGACUAGUUUUCUUUCUAAAGGAAUUUUAAGUAUGUUUUACUAUCCAAAUGCUUUUAAAGUUAUUAAAAUGACACCUUGUCAAUUUAAUUUUUUUUUUCAGCAGAGACCAGCUGUGAUAUCUGAAUUGUUAUUUUAGUUAACUGGGUGAAACCAGUGUUGUUCACAAGCACAUUAAUUAGCCUGCAGAAAGCUGUAUCCACCUUUUUUUAAAAUGCAGUGAUAACUGUCAUGCUUCAUGUGAAAACACGAAGCAUGUGUGUAUAGGAGAGAAAAUCGUUGUCUUUCACGGAACUUUGUAACUUGACUAUUGCUUUGUUAGUUUUAUUCCUCUGUUUCUGAACAUUAUUAUCAUUAUGAAGGAGUUCAAAAUGACAUGGUGUCCAUUUAAUUUGAAGAAACAAGGAAACUACAGGAGAUUGUUGACCCUCACUACCUCACAGAGAGCUAGUUUGGAGGUGUACCUGUGUUUUUACACAGUAGUAGCAGAUUGUCAGUUAUGUGCUUGGGCCUGUUUAAAGGUUACACAAUCUAAUAUCUAUAAUCUAGCCAGGACUUUUGUUUCAGUUUAUCUAAAAGGGUUUCACUAUCACAGAAACGCGAAACAGUUGACAAAUUUUAACAAACUAGAAUAUCCCUUAUCUUUUUUCUCCCAAAGCGGUUGUAUCUUAAAAUGUAGUAAUUUUGAAUUCAUGCUACAGUUCCUAAACACUCUUCCUGCAAAAUAAAAUGGCUUACAGACGCUUUAGUAUUGGCAGUAAAUACAGUUAAAUUAAUGAUUGCUCGGUUAAAUAAGGAUUUAAAGCUACAAAGAGCAACACAGAAGGUAUAUAGGUAUAUAGGUAUAUCCAAUAAUAAAUAAUUAAAAAAAAAAAAA